CGCCACUUCCCCCGCCGCAGACAUCGUGGAGGCCGCCACCGCAGCCUCGCCACGCACGGCCCGGCGCCUCCAACCUCGCGCGGGUUAAAGUAGCGAACGAAACGAACUCGCGCGAAUCACCCCCCUCUUCCACAGGCGACAACACACGCGACUGAAAGCCGAGGCGAGUCUACGGCGAUGGCUCUGCUGCUGAAGGGAGUGUGCGUGGCGGCUCCGGUCGCGUACGCCGCGCGGCGCCUGUGGUCGCGCCCGGCUGAAGCGGAGCCCGCGGCGCCGCCGCCGGGCCCCGGGGGCGAGAGCGGUGGGGAGCGCGCCCUCAUCUCGCUCGUGCAGGUCGUGUUCCGCCACGGGGCGCGGACACCGCUGAGCCGCGUCUCCCACCUGCCCGAGGUCGACUGGCCACCGUCCAUGCUGGAGGCCCCACCGAACACGCUCUUCCAGUACGAGGUGACGGACCUCAAUGGGGGCAAGCAGCCUUCAUCCCCCCUGGAGGACUCGUACCAGGAAAACCCUCUGCCGGGCGGGUGUGCGCGAGGCCAGCUGUCCUCGGUGGGCAUGCAGCAGUUGUACGAGCUCGGCGUACAUCUGAGGGAGACGUACAUCAACGGGUGUGCUCUGGUGUCGCACACCUACACACCCAGCCAGGUUUAUGUGCGCUCCACCAAUACGGCUCGUACAAUUGAGUCUGCACGGUGCCUCCUGGCCGGCCUCUUCCAACAGUCGCAGCUCGAACCGGCUCGGAUCCACGUGUCGCACUCUCUGGCGGAAAUCCUCUACCCCAACAUGCACGGCUGUCCGCGCCUCGGGGCCAUAUACCAGCAGGGCUGGAAAAAGUGCCCCGAAUGGAAGUUGCUGGAGGAGCUGCUGCCACCUCCCAGUCCUCACGCCGCCCCAGAGUCUCCUUCCAACUUCGUCGCCAUUAGGGACGUCAUCGUCGCCAGGGAGGCCCAUGGUAUGCUGGUCCCAAAGGAGCUGUUAAGGCACAGACAUGUGAUUGACACCGGAGCAGUGACCACCAUAUUGAACAUCCUGAAGACCUCUCAAAGAGAUGGCCUACAGCUCUGCAUUGGACGUCUCCUUGACACGCUCCUCUCCAACAUCGACAAGUAUAUGUGUGGGAAAAUGAAGGAGAACCUGGUGUUGUUUUCGGCACACGAUACGACGCUGCUGCCGCUGCUGGUCGGCUUGCGUGUGUUCGACGGGCGGUGGCCACCGUUCGCGUCGCACGUUGCCAUUGAGCUGCACGUGGAGCCGGUCUCCCGCCGCGCGUUUGUCCGCCUCGUGUACAACGGCAAGGAGCACCGCAUGCCGCAGUGCAGCGCCACCCUGUGUCCUCUGGAGGAGUUCCGCGCGGCUGUCGCUGACUUGGCUCUUUCGGCCGAGGAGUUAAAGCACAUCUGUGACUUGGAUUACAAGCCCACAUCUCCUCCUCAGUCGCCACAGUCCACGUCUUCAGCACCGCCAACCACACCAUCACAAUAAUCACAAACCCAGUCAACACUGUUAACAUCAGCUCUGUCGACACUAACGCAUGACUCGGCAACACAGUAUAAUUUCCAUCGCAAGCGCCAUCAAUAUAGCCAUGAGCAUGGUGCAAAAACAGCAUCAUGAAUAUUAGAUCAUCAACACCACCACAAACAACUUUGCUUGUGUGCUAGCCAGAUUGGGACGUCAGCCCCACAUUUUCCAAACCCAUACAAAAAUUAUUCAAAUACGGCAAUUUACAGCUUCCGUCGUCAACGUGCUUAGCAACGAUCACCCUAAGUUCCUAUGUUCAUCCUAAGUGUGAAGAGAAAACACAUUUUAUCCUGAACAUCGACGAGACAGCCUCUGUUCAAGCCAGAUUAUUCCCGGAGGCUGAGGACUCGUGUCGUAGGCUGAACAUGGAUCCUCAGGGAGAAAUCGACUGUAGCGUCUUGUUUAUUAUUGUUUAGCUUGUGUCCUUCCCCCGUGCCUCCAAUUAGCAGCCGGGUUGGUUACGUAUAGUGCGAAAUAAGUUCAACAUACGUACAUUAUCUCCUAACAAAAUAAGUACCAUAUUCUGAGUUAAAGAAUCUCCGCAAAGUGUAGGACGCACCCCAAAUUGUAAGUUGUACAAAUCUGGUCUCAGGUGCGCCUAUCACGUAAGACGACUUUUGCUUUAAAAGUCUUGGUUAAACGCGUCUUGUAACCUGGAGACUUUUGUACUUGCCGUUGCUCAAGAGCACAUGGCAGCAUGGUAUUCGCAUUCUAUUUAAUGAAUGAACAUUUUAAAACCUACUUUAAGUGCUGAUCUCUCAGUUGAGUAGGUAGAUAUGUGCAGUAGGUUUGUUUCUGCACAUGGCUUUACAUGUGUUUUGGUUUGGCUUCUGCGCUUAUAUGGUCUCCACCAUACAAGCUACAUUUCCCACGUGGAUGCAUUGCGAUUGGAAGAGGAACGAACAUGAUGUGCAGUGUCCCUGUCAAUUAUAUGAGGAGAAGAAGAAAGUAAUCAAAUGAAUUGGAGGUUGAAACAAACAUGAACAUAUUUUAAUUAAAUAUAUGAAAAGGUAUGUCCACUGUAGUGAGACAGGUGUAGAUACUUUAUGCAGUCAUGUUUUCAAUCUCCAAUCCCCCAGGAAAAUGUUUUUAUGUAGAUUAGUGAUUUAAGUGAUAUUUUUAAGUCUUUAAUUUCAUCUUCACCAAAAUGUUAUUUACAGCUUGUGGCAUUGACAGAGAAUAAGCGAUAAAAAGAAGUAGAAGCGAUGUUCAUCUCCACUGAAGACACCAAAUGCCACAAUAUUGAUAACAUUUAAUCAUGCUUUAUUGAGGAAUUUAAGUUAAACAAUUAGCCUUAGGAAACGUGUGUGCAGACUAAUCCAGUUUUGUGCUUCGUUGCAGCAUUCACUCGCCCUGAAUAUAAAGGUGCAGCCCUGAAAUUCCCGUUCACGACACAGCUGGUGAAAUGGUUUCCAGUUAGGGCAGUUGAAUGCAACCAAUGCAAGAGGGCAGUAGACGCUGCAUGGAUUGCAGCAACACCGCUAGGAUGUACAUGGAUGGCGCAUUCGUCGAUGACGCGUUUGAUGGUUUGAAAUUCGCCAAAGUCGCAGGACGGCGAUUCUUUGAUCUUUAAUUUGUAGAAGGUGCACGUGCAUCUCCCAUGUUGCAUUCGAGGGAAGUCCAGUAGAAGGAGCUGUAAAUAGACCCUCUAGGUCAGUGUUCUUCAUUAGUUUUCAGAGGAGAGGGGGGGGUACUUUCGCCAAUAAGACAAGUGUGAGGACUGCGACACAUUUGAAACCAUUGGCUUAGACCGCAUGGUGGGGUGUUUUCACAUUUGUAAUGUUGGGGGCCGCACGUUAGGUGCCGCACUACAGGCCACCAGGGUCCGCCAAUGGCCCGCGUACCUUGCAAUGAAGAACACUGCGCUCGAUGGCAUUUUGGCCAACGCUUCCAUGGCCAAAUGUCUUUGAAGAGGUGGGAGCACCCACACGUUCCCCUAUUUCCUGUGACCUGCCACUUGUGUACCCAUUUACUGCUGGGUGGACAGGGAUACUUAAAAAAAAGCUUUUUUUUUCCCUUUACUGCUGCACCGGUAGAUAGAACCAGCGACCUCUGGAUAGCAAUUCCAGUGUGCGAUAAAUGACACCAUGGCAACACCGAUAGGCUUUAAUUUUAGUGCUUCUGUUAUUGCUCAACAGCAAAGAGGGUGCUCGUGAGAUGCUGCUCUGCAACGGCCACGAAACAGUGAUACUGCUUAUGGCGACAUGGCAUUAGCUAGACAUGUGAUGACAUAAUCCUUGUAACAUUCCUAGGAUUAAUUUUCUUCAUUAUUGUUUACAAGUUGAAAUUUACAUUGUUUUAAUUUACCCAGGUUUUUAAGCUUUCUAUUGUGAACAGAAAUGAGUUUGCACAUGACAGUUGUACAUGACAGUUUGAUUAUGGUGUGUCAUUUACAUGGCACGCCGACUUCUGCCAAACCGAAGCUGAAAUUACGUGCGAUUCUUACGACUUUGAAAUUGUGCAUUAAAGUCAAAACCAUUUUACAUUAUAAAAGGUCUCCAAAAAUACAAGUUUACCAGGUUUCUCUGUUAGUAUUGACACAUCAAUGGGCUCCUGCGUGUUUGUAUCAUAGUAAUUCUCAAUAUAAUCGCAAUCAACAAUGCAUUCUAAUGUUUACUGGACUGUUUACCAUUCACGAGACACUUUUUUGUAAACAUGCAGCUAAUUGUAAAAUAUUAAAAAAUAAAUUAAUGACGUUUUGGGCAAUGGGCUUGUCCACAUCCCCCCCCCCCCCAUGCGUUUUAAAGCAAGGAUUUAAAUCUGAUACAUUGUAAGAUAUUUUCAAAUUACAUUGAGGUGGAUAUUUGGCUCAAAAAGCGUACGUUAAUGUGCAUGUCACAGCCUAUUCCACUGAAUGUGGUUUGGAAUCCUGGUGUUGAGAAACAUUUUUGUAAUGCACACAAAAACAAUUAAUGAAUUCAAAGUUGGUGCUUAUCUGCGUUGGCAGUUCUGAACAAGUGGUACCAUUAUGCAUCACUAUGUUAGAGCUGUGAAUUCAACACUCGUGCUCCGUUUGUUUCAUUCCAGCUCUAAGGGCUUACUAAGUAUGCAUAAAACACUCCACUUGCUCAACUGAAUAAUUGGAGAGUGCCAUUUGUAUUCCUUAAGAAGGCCUCUUGAAUAGUGUAAAGCAAAUUAACUCAUGGUAUGAUGACUGGGGAGGCCUUAUAACAGUGGAUGGAUAAUAGUCGUUGGUAAAUGAUUGUAGUUUUAACUUGGUGGUAUUGGCAUGGGAAGCCUAGCCAGAACAACACGCUCAUUUUAAUCGCAAAUUAAAAUUGUAGCAGUGCACAUGGUACGUGUUUAUCUGUGUACUUUCUGUUUGAGUGCUUUUUAAUUUAAUGGGAUAUUGAUCCAUUGUUUUUGACAUUACAUUUUCAAGAUGUAUAUUUUUUUUAUAACGGGUAGUUUCUUGCAAGAUUCUGUAAUGUUAACACCGAUUAUCUCAUCGCCAUGUCUGGAAAUAUUUAUUUCCGUUUAUUUUGUGGCAAUACUGUAGUUCAAAUGAAUGUGGAUGAAUUACAAUGUUUUAAACAAAUUGGGUGGAAAAAUAUGCCUUUCACAAAGGUGAGAAAAAGAGGUUCGAAUAUAUAUUUUUUGCACUGGUAGCAAAUCUAAAAUGUUUCACAAUGUAACUGAAAUGUUUAAUAAAUCCAUGUCUCCGAGGAGAAUAA
Messenger RNA from Lethenteron reissneri (Far Eastern brook lamprey), 5192 nucleotides. RefSeq names its product lysophosphatidic acid phosphatase type 6-like. The record is from RefSeq and is a predicted model, not a curated record. Lineage: Eukaryota; Metazoa; Chordata; Hyperoartia; Petromyzontiformes; Petromyzontidae. Gene Ontology annotation, biological process: dephosphorylation. Gene Ontology annotation, molecular function: phosphatase activity.